Messenger RNA from Bombus pyrosoma, 493 nucleotides. RefSeq lists its product as uncharacterized. The coding region runs from base 2 to 340 and encodes 112 amino acids. The transcript has 3 exons. The record is from RefSeq and is a predicted model, not a curated record. NCBI's taxonomy places the organism in Eukaryota, Metazoa, Arthropoda, Insecta, Hymenoptera, Apidae.
UAUGACCGAAUUUUUUCAAUGCGUGCCAACAGUUGGAAGAAUAUGUCGCCACUUGAAAGCGAGAAUUAUUGAUACGAUAAUGUUUCGCGAUGGAAUAACGGUUGAAGUGGUGUUCAAACAUUUACUCGUAUCCGUGAAAUUGUCCAGCGAGCUCAGCAUCAAAGAUUCAAGCGACACUCGCCCUACGGUGGAGGUCUACACGUGCGCUGAUUGCACGGGGCGCAUUUUCUUCGUGCCGCUGUCCCGCGCACGGAUCAAUUGCACCAGGGAUAGAGAAGAGAAUCGAUUCGGGAAAGUUAUACCAAGGCGGAAAGAGAGAGGAAGCUGUGAUAAAAGGUAACCGCCUCUGAAACGAGUCGAGAUCAAUUUGCGAUUUCAACCUCACGUUUCGCGCCGAAACUCGAACGAAGUACCACCAAUCUAGACUCCGUAAAUAACGGCCGGAAGUUUCCAACAGCGGAAGAUCCCUUGGCAGGUCUACACUUUGUCAGAG